CAAUUAAGCCCAACAGGUUAAGCCAGUGCAAGGGUACAAAGACUUUUGGGUUUGGAGUAUAAUCUAAGCUGGCUCUGUGCUUAGCCGGGAAAAUAUGGAGUGCGCCGGGACCGGAACGAACCGGCGGUGCGUGGCAGCACCCACCAGGCGAUGUGCUCGUUGCGGUGCCGUUGCUUAUUGCUCCGUUUCUCACCAGAUUGCCCAUUGGAGUGUUCAUAAAGAAGAAUGUGAGAGGUUAGAGGAGCAAAUGAAGCAUGCUGAUGAACUUAAUGACUUCCCUUUCACAUUUGCUCGAGAAGCUACUGUCGAGGUAUUGGAGAAAAAGGAAACUCGAUGUUCGUUUCUAGAGAAGCGAGGAAUACAUUGUGUGAAUAUGUGGAUGUGUGAAUGUCGUUGUGGGAUAUCGCUAAAAAAUUCAAGGUUGAUGGAGGGUUGGUGUCUUGCCAGUGUACUGUGCCCAUGUCGAGAACCCUCGUCUUUAUUACAGAAUCAAUUAGAUACUUGGGAGGACUACUAUGAAUGGAGGUGCAUCCCACUACAGUCUCCAGUAGCUAUCCUUCUUCACUUGCCUCUUACCUUAUAUUGGGCAGCUCAACUAACUCUUGCAAGAAGCUUGACUAGCAAGGCUAUUGAUGAACUGAAUAUACACUACCUUGGACCUGAUAAGGAGCUCUCUCAAGUUUCUGUAUUCAGUGAAUUGCGUGCUCUUUUUCCUCGUGUACGAAUUCGCUUGGAGCUUGUUGGGCCUGCAGUUCCGCAAUAUAGGGAUGGCGAGAGAAUUGAUCUUCACCAGUAUGCUCAAUGCAAUGAGACAGAUUGCAUUUGCAAAUCUUCUCACAGGGAAUCUAGUUCUGCUGCAUCGACUCUGGGAGUUGCAGUAAGGCUUCAUUCAGGAUACUAUCAUGACCGUUACAGAGAUCUUGCUAAGGAAUCUCUGCCUCAUUUAAUCAUUGCUCCAAAUGCCGGUAUUGCUGCCUACACAAGCUGGUCACCUACCAUUGAAUUAUUGAAGGAUUUAGAUGUCCCAGCAGUUUUUACUGAUUACUGUGAAGAAGCUUCAAAUCUUGCGGCUUCUUGCAUAAGCACUAUAACAGGCCGUCCCCUAGCGGUUCCAAUUCAGUUAAAUCCAUUCAGGCAACCUCUGAUCGUUGAAAACAGUGCUCUAUUACUUCCUUGCUACUCAAAUUGCUUUCUUUUUGGGAUAUGAGAGUGGCAAAGAGCGAUAUUGAUGUAACAAAGGACUCUAUAGAUUGGGAAGGAGAUGAUUGUAAAUGAGUGACUGGAUACAUGGAACUAUAUUAAUGAAGUGAUACAGAAGGGUUGCACAAGGAGGUCUAAAUUAUCCAAUUUGAUGUAAACAUUAUAGUGAUUCAAUCCGCAUUACAUAUAAAAAACUCUGAAUUUGUUUCGUAUGUGAAUAUCAGUGUUUGCUA
Daucus carota subsp. sativus is the source of this 1433-nucleotide messenger RNA. RefSeq lists its product as uncharacterized. The record is from RefSeq and is a predicted model, not a curated record. Bases 95 to 1207 code for a protein of 370 amino acids. Lineage: Eukaryota; Viridiplantae; Streptophyta; Magnoliopsida; Apiales; Apiaceae. The transcript has 11 exons.